GGGCGGCGGCGGCGGCGGCGGCGGGGCUGGGUCCUCCUCCUCCUCCCCCCGGCGCCCCCGCCCUCGCGCACUCCGCCGCCGCCGCCAUCCAUCCACCCGUGCUGUCGGCACCUCGCCCGCCCGGCGCACACACGGGCGCGCACAAGCCCCCCGCAGCCCGGCACCCCCGCAACAUGCUGCCGCCCAUCGCCCCGGCAUGGACCCCGGCGGCGGCUGCACGGCUCCUUCCCGCUGGUGACUCCCCGCCCUGAGGGAAAGAAAAAAAAAGAAAGAAGAGAAGCCGAACUCUCCGAGGGUUACUAUGCAAUUGCGACUGAUUUCUUGGUUUUUUAUCAUUUUGAACUUUAUGGAAUACAUUGGCAGCCAGCACGCCUCCAGGGUCCGGCGACAGGGAAGAAUGCAUCCUAACGUGAGCCAAGGUUGCCAAGGAGGGUGUGCUACGUGUUCUGACUACAAUGGAUGCCUGUCGUGCAAACCCAGACUCUUUUUUGUUCUGGAGAGGAUUGGCAUGAAGCAGAUUGGAGUAUGCCUUUCCUCAUGUCCAAGCGGAUAUUAUGGGACACGGUAUCCUGACAUUAAUAAGUGUGCAAAAUGCAAAGCUGACUGUGAUACCUGCUUCACCAGAAACUUCUGCACAAAGUGUAAAAGUGGGUUUUACUUAUACAGUGGAAAGUGCCUUGAAAAGUGUCCUGAUGGUUUGGAAGCCAACAAUCACACGAUGGAGUGCACCAGCAUUGUGCACUGUGAAGCUAGUGAGUGGAGUCCAUGGAGCCCUUGCACAAAGAAAGGAAAAACUUGUGGUUUCAAAAGAGGAAAUGAAGUAAGGGUCAGAGAGAUCGUACAACAUCCGUCAGCAAGGGGCAAUCCUUGCCCAGCUACAAGCGAGAGCAGAAAAUGUAUUGUACAGAGAAAGAGAUGUCAGAAGGAAGGAAAAGGGAAAAAAAAUAGGGAGGAGAAAAGAAAAAAGUCCAAUAACGAAGAAAGUAAGGAAACAAAACAGGAAAACAAAGGACGAGCAGCCCGAAGACAAAACCGAGAACAGAGGGAAAACAAAAACAAAACGCAGUCGAAGAAAAGAAAAGCCCCAAAUAAAGACCCAAACGUGGCACCCGUCGACACUGCACAUUAACAGCCUUCCACGAUUGUUUGAGUCUUAUGAUGCUGCUAUCUCUCCCAGAUUGCCCUGACAGGUGCUCCAACCAUUCAGGCCGCAAAUGGACAAUGCUACCAGUUAUUAUUAAACUUUAAAACAACAUUCCAAAUACUUCCUAUAUUCUCCAAACAACCAUAGUUUAUUAAAGAGAUUGACAUGAGCCAAGAAAAAAAAUCUAAAUAUGGGAUACUUUAAAACUGUUAUAUUAUAUGCUUCCAUGCAUCUGUAAAAGGCAAUUAAGAAAUUUUGUAUAUAUU
This is a messenger RNA of Rhea pennata, 1410 nucleotides long. RefSeq names its product R-spondin 3 (gene RSPO3). The transcript has 6 exons. NCBI's taxonomy places the organism in Eukaryota, Metazoa, Chordata, Aves, Rheiformes, Rheidae. Bases 302 to 1129 code for a protein of 275 amino acids. The record is from RefSeq and is a predicted model, not a curated record.